This is a messenger RNA of Brienomyrus brachyistius, 2069 nucleotides long. RefSeq names its product gdnf family receptor alpha 1b (gene gfra1b). The transcript has 9 exons. NCBI's taxonomy places the organism in Eukaryota, Metazoa, Chordata, Actinopteri, Osteoglossiformes, Mormyridae. Gene Ontology annotation, molecular function: signaling receptor activity. Gene Ontology annotation, biological process: nervous system development. Bases 511 to 1899 code for a protein of 462 amino acids. Gene Ontology annotation, cellular component: external side of plasma membrane; signaling receptor complex. The record is from RefSeq and is a predicted model, not a curated record.
AAUCGGGCGUCCGAUGUGCGCAGCUCUCCACGUUUAACGCCGCAGCCAGCGGCCAAAGCAGCGCAGCAGCCCGCCUGAAGCCGCCUGUUUAAUGCGCAGAGACGGCACUGCCUGUUAUGUACUAUCCGCAAAUGUAAUGAUCGCGUGAGGGAGGCUCGGUGCGCGCUGGCCGGCGCCUUGGUGGGGGCUCUGCGCGAGGGAGCGCACGCAUCAGUCUCACACGCCUCUUCCUCUGCUUACUGCCUUCUCCUCCUCAUCCCGCAUGUUCUCCUAGUGCGCAUCGGACUGCUGUUUUGUGUGGCUGGUGUCAAACUGGACAACAUUUAGGAGAGGAAGAAAUCCUUUAGGAACCUGCUGGAUGUAUAUGCAGUGCCGUCUGCCUUUUCGCGCUGCCUCCAUGGAUCUGACUCCGAAUCGAGUGGAUUUAUCAGGGGAAUCGAAAUUUUAACUUGCGUAAAAUCUUUUAAAAACUAGCCUGCGACGUCUUAAUAACCUACGGACAAUAACGCGAUGAUCUUCCUAACUUUAUCCAUCUUGUUGCCUGUGUUGGAAGUACUGCUGUCUGCAGAGGAAAGCGUCUUCUCCCGGUCGAACCGGCUGGACUGUGUCAGAGCCAGCGAUCUGUGCCUGAGGGAGCCGGCGUGCAGCUCCAAGUACCGGACAAUGAGGCAGUGCGUCGCUGGGAAGGAGGGCAACUUCAGCGUGGUAGCGGGACUGGAGGCGCAGGACGAAUGUCGCAGCGCCAUGGAGGCCCUGAAGCAAAGCCCCCUGUACAACUGCAGGUGCAAAAGGGGCAUGAAGAAGGAGAAGAACUGCUUGCGCAUUUAUUGGGGCUUCUAUCAGAGUUUACAGGGAAACGACUUCUUGGAGGACUCCCCAUAUGAGCCCAUGAACAGCCGCCUCUCUGAUAUCUUUCGCCUGGCUCCCAUCAUCUCAGGCGAGCCAGCCGUGACCAAGGAGAACAACUGCCUGAAUGCAGCCAAGGCUUGCAACCUGAACGACACCUGCAAGAAGUACCGCUCGGCCUACAUCAGUCCCUGCACCAGCCGCGUCUCCACCGCAGAGGUGUGCAACCGCCGCAAGUGCCACAAGGCCCUGCGCCAGUUCUUCGACAAGGUGCCACCCAAGUACAGCUAUAGCAUGCUGUUCUGCCCGUGCCCAAGCGCGCCCCACUCAGCCUGCCUGGAGCGACGCCGCCAGACCAUCGUGCCCGUAUGCUCCUACGAGGACCGCGAGAAGCCCAACUGCCUGUCACUGCAGGAAAGCUGCAAGAGCAACUACAUCUGCAGGUCGCGGCUCGCUGACUUCUUUGCCAACUGCCAGCCGGAGCCACGUUCCCUGUCCGGCUGCUUGAAGGAGAACUAUGGAGACUGUCUGCUCUCCUACUCCGGCCUCAUCGGUACGAUGAUGACGCCCAACUACCUGCGAUCGUCGCAUCUCAGCGUGUCUCCCUGGUGCGACUGCAGCAGCAGCGGGAACAGCAAGGAGGAGUGUGACAGAUUCACAGCAUUUUUCACAGACAACCACUGCCUGAGGAGCGCCAUCCAGGCAUUCGGCAACGGGACGGACGUGGGGGUGUGGCAGCCCGUUCCCCCAGUUCACAGCUCGACAGCGGCUGCCUCGCCAUCGCAGAGGGCCAGGGAGCGCUCUCCCAAUGACCUGGACCUCAGCGUAUUCACCCACCGGCCCGACACCGUCCACGGCUCCGUUUACCAUUUCUGUGGGAACCUGCAGGCCCAGAAGCUGAGGUCGAACAACACUACUGACCCAGUGCUGUGCAUGGAUGGAGACAUUGUGGAUGCCAUCUUCCGGAGCCGCUCUGCCCCCCACGCCGGCCUGCACAUGGGGGAACUCUUGCUGUUGCUCCUGGUGAUGGCGCUAUUGCUCCCACUCUCCUAGCUGCUGGGGGGCGCUGGGCCAGAUCGCCUGUACAAAGAAGCCCCCCCCCUCCCCGCCCCCCCCAUGCAGUUUGUUAACCCGCAUUGUCAUGCUUUCUGACAUGAGGCCGCAUUGAGUCUCUGCUCCAGAGCAGCAGCAUAAGUGUGAAAUGGGGGUUGGUGGGGGGGGGG